GCCGUGCCCGCGGCGCCAGGGAUCACCUGGGACCACUUCCGCGGCGUCCGGGUGAUCGCCGUGCCCGGCAGCCAGGCCUACGCCAGGAGCCAUGGGGUCUACGUGGCUGACGGGCAGGGGCUGGUGAGCAACAUCAUCUACAAGGGCACCGAGGCCCAGAUCAAGCAGUGUGCUUACCCUGACGGCACUGUCCCACUGGUGUGUGGAGUCGUCUUCUUCGCCGCUGAUGCCGCCGAGCAGCUGCUGGCCACCCACGUGGUGCCUCCUUUGGACGCCUGCACCUACAUGGGUCUGGAUUCGGGGGCACCACCCAUCCAGCUCUCGCUCUUCUUCGACAUUGUGCUCAGCAUGGCGAGCGGGCUGACAGAGGAGGAGUUCGUGCAGGGCGCGGGCGAUGCCAGCACCAGGAGGGCCCGCUCCGUGCUCUGGGCGGCUCUCCGAGCCUUCCCUCUCAGCAUGGCCUGCGUCCCCCACGGCUCCUAUGACUACCUGAGCGCAGCCGCCAGCGACCACAUCCGCAGCCUGAUGCUCCCRCCCUGCUCCAGCAGCCACCUCCGCUUCUGCAAAAUCGCCCAUUCCCACGUGGACCAGCCGCAGCUCAUAGAGGAUGGCUCCUCCGUCACCAACUGCCUGCUGGAAGGAGCCGUGCGGUUGGCGGCCGGCAGCGUGGUCCAGCACUGCCACCUCCAGGGUCCCCUGGAGAUCGGCCCUGGCUGCCUCAUCUCGGGCCUGACCACGGCCUCCUCGGCCGCCCUGCGGAGCUGCCUCCUGCGCGACGUGGUCCUGCAGGGCCACCACGUGCGGCUGCGGGACCUGCCCUGCCGAGUGUUCACGCUCACCGGUCGCCUCGAUGACUGGCAGAGCCCUGCUGAAGAAGCCACCUACUUGAACAUGCCAUGGACCGAGUUUUUCCAUCGGACGGGCAUACAGGAAGGGGACGUGUGGGACGUGGAGACGCCGCGGGGGAGCCGCUGCCUGCUGCGCGCCCGCCUCUUCCCCGUGCUGCACGCUGCCGAGGCGCUGGGGCUGGAGGACGUGCUGUGGCUGCUGGCGCCCGCGCCGGGGCGGCUGCAGCGCUGGCGGACGGCCUGGCGCAUGUCCUGGGAGGAGCUGCUGCCCUGCCUGGACCGGGCGGCCGAGCUGGGCGCCCGCCGGGCCCUCUUCUUUCAGCAGGGCCAGCGCAAGGUGCGGCGGGUGCUGCUGGAGCGCCGGGACAGCAGCCUGCUGCCCUUCACGCGCAGCGCUGUGCACGAGGGCUACCACGAGGCCCUGCUGCGCACGCUGGAYGAGGUCGCCUCUACAGCCGAUGACGCCGGUGUCGCUGCCCGGGCGCUCGCGUGCGUUGCUGACGUGCUGGGCUGCAUGGCGCGAGGGGAAGGGGGCUUGCGCAGCGGGCCGGCCGCCAACAAGGAGUGGGCCUCGGCCUUCGGGCGCCUGGAGAGCGGGGACGUCGCCGGUGGCGUGCRGGAGCUGGCUGCAGAGCGCGAGAAGUGGAUGAGCAGGCCCGCCCUGCUGGURCGAGCAGCUCGGCACUAUGAGGGCGCUGGGCAGAUCCUCAUCCGCCAGGCUGUGAUGUCCUCGUGUCAGUUUGUCACUGUGCAGUCCGUGGAGCUGCCACCCUUGGGCUGCUGGGUUCGUGCCACAUGUCCAGCUCGCCUGGACCUCUCUGGUGGCUGGAGUGACACUCCUCCCAUCACCUACGAGCACGGCGGGGCCGUGGUGGAUGUGGCCGUGCUGGUGGACGGGCAGCGGCCGCUGGGCGCCCGUGUGCGGCGCAUCGGCGCGCCGGAGCUGCGGCUGGCCAGCGUGAGCAGGGCGCCGCGGGGCCGCGUGGAGCUGGUGUGCCGCGAGCUGGAGCACUUGCGGGAUUACUGCCAGCCGCACGCGCCAGGAGCCCUUCUGAAAGCUGCCUUCAUAUGCACCCAGGUGGUGCAGUUUCCCUCGCCGAAGCCCCUACAAGCCCAGCUGCUAGAGAGCUUUGGUGGUGGCUUUGAGGUGCACACCUGGUCCCAGCUGCCACACGGCUCGGGCCUGGGUACCAGCAGCAUCCUGGCCGGAGCAGUGAUGGCAGCGCUGUACCGGGCAGCAGGGAAGGCUGCCAAUACCGACUCCCUCAUCCACGCUGUGCUGCACCUGGAGCAGAGGCUCACAACAGGCGGCGGGUGGCAGGACCAGGUCGGCGGGCUGGUGCCAGGCAUCAAGAUCGGGAGGUCGAAGGCCSAGCUGCCGCUGCGGGUGGAGGUGGAGGAGAUCGUGGUGCCCCAGGGCUUCGUGCAGACUCUCAACGAGCACUUGCUGCUGGUGUACACAGGCAAGACCCGCCUGGCCCGCAACCUGCUCCAGGAUGUGGUGAGGAACUGGUAUGCCAGGCAGCCCACGGCCGUGCACAACACCAGCGCGCUGGUAGGCACCGCCGAGGAGUGCGCCCGGGCUCUGCGGCAAGGUGAUCUUCCGCUCCUCGGUGAGUGUCUGAACCGCUACUGGCAGCAGAAGAAGUGCAUGGCCCCCGGGUGCGAGCCGCUGGCCGUGGGGCGCCUCAUGGCYGCUCUCCAGCCUCACGUCUACGGGCAGUGCUUGGCUGGGGCCGGCGGUGGCGGCUUCCUCUAUGUCUUGACCAAAGCCCCGUGCCAGAAGGAAGCCUUGCUCCAAAUUCUAGCAAAAACGGAGGGCGUGGGCAACUUCAGCAUCCACAGUGUUGAAGUGGAUACAGGCGGCCUCUCAGUGGAUAUAGAGGGAAGUGAYCCUGAAGGCCACACUCGCCCUGGAGAGGAUGCAGCCUUGGGAUGACCUCCCAUCCUGUACUGUUCCUCCUGGAUACGUAGGGCAGAGAUAGGGAGCAGCUGGCCAGCCCUGUGAAGCAGGAGCCGCCCACGACAGAGUCUCGGCUCCCUGGACCUGCAGCUGGGACUGGUUCUAGUUCGUGUGCCGGCUCGCUGGCACAUGGACAGAAUCCUCUGCUUGGCCACCCCGUACCAAAGCUGAGCCCAGGGCAGGUCCUUACACUGGAGCYUGGGCUAUCCUGGGAACAGCGGCUGGACCUUGGCUGUGGAGGGGUCUCAGCUGCCUAUCCUUGGGGUGCCGGGCGCUGUCCUGCCCAACAGCCUUUGUCCACCCUGACAUAACCUGCUCCUUCAGCUGGCACCAGCAAGUGCCUUAAGUGCCACAAGGUGCUGGCCUUGUGCCCACCUUGUGCUGGUGCCUGCCCUCGAGGCUGGAGGCACUGUGCUGAGCCAGACCUUCAUGCUCACCUUGGGCUUUGACCUGGGCUUUUAUGGUUCCUCAAAGCAGCGACUAACCUCAAUGCUGUUCCCUAGAGCAGGGCUAAGGUGAGUGUUACUGCUGAGUCUUCCACUCCUUCACUAAUAGUGGCUCAGGCUGCCUGUUUGCGGUGCCCCACGGUCCAUCAUGGAUGUAGAAUCAAGUUUUCCCCCCGCCCUUGCUUCUCUAAGAGUCAGGUACCAGGA
This is a messenger RNA of Nothoprocta perdicaria, 3464 nucleotides long. RefSeq names its product fucokinase (gene FCSK). The transcript is spliced from 19 exons. Lineage: Eukaryota; Metazoa; Chordata; Aves; Tinamiformes; Tinamidae. The annotation marks the transcript as partial. Gene Ontology annotation, molecular function: ATP binding; fucokinase activity. The record is from RefSeq and is a predicted model, not a curated record. Gene Ontology annotation, biological process: GDP-L-fucose salvage.